AUGUCUGAUUACGAGAUGAAAGCCAGAGAAGGGCAUUUGAUAGUGGUGGAAAAUCUAAUUGAAGUUGCAAAACAACUUCAUGGAGACACGGAGAGAGGGGAUACAACAGUUUGUGUGGCCAUGCUGAGGAUGACAAAUGAGGACAACGACACAGCCUUGCACGAGGCAGUGAGAUAUCAUCACCCUAAGGUGGUGAAGUUAUUGAUACAGGAAGACCCCGAGUUUAUCUAUGGUGCUAAUAAUGAAGGCAACACUCCUCUUUACAUGGCUGCUGAUUGGGGAUUCAGAGACUUGGUGCAGAUGAUCCAAGAGAUUUGCUCUUCACUAGCUCAUAGUGGCUUCAAGGGUCGAAUGGCUUUGCAUGCUGCGGUAAUUCUUAAUGAACAAGUAAUGACAAAGAAAACACUGGAAUGGAAGCGUGCUUUAACUAAUGAAUUGGAUGAAAAUGGGUGGUCUCCCCUUCACUUUGCUGCAUAUGUGGGUUGUCAUCCAACAAUACUGAGGCAAUUGCUAGAGCAAUCUGACAGGGAUGUUGUCUACCUAGGCGUCAAAGACCACGGAAACAGGACAACUCUUCAUAUUGCAGCGAGCCGAGGCCAUGUGGACAUAGUGAAGCUGCUGGUGUUGCGCUUUCCAGAUUGUUGCGAGAAAGUUGAUGAUAAGGGCAAUAAUGUUCUUCACUUGAUAGUGCCAUAG
Messenger RNA from Vitis riparia (riverbank grape), 696 nucleotides. RefSeq names its product ankyrin repeat-containing protein At5g02620-like. NCBI's taxonomy places the organism in Eukaryota, Viridiplantae, Streptophyta, Magnoliopsida, Vitales, Vitaceae. The transcript has 3 exons. Gene Ontology annotation, molecular function: protein binding. The record is from RefSeq and is a predicted model, not a curated record. Bases 1 to 696 code for a protein of 231 amino acids.